AUGCCUUCAUCCGUAUUCAGGAAAAUUGCGGCGAUUCAUGGUUGGAGGAGCGAAUACUUAAAGGGCACAAUGGAUUCAAGCGAAGCAAAGGACACACCAUCUUGUGACUGGAGUGCCAAAAGUCUUGGCAUGAAUUGCUUGGCUACGACCAUAAUCAUCACCUGCAAGCCCACAUUGAUCUCGGAUAUGGCCGUGGCUAUUGAUCCAUUCAGUGACCAGUUCCCUUACUUUAACCGAUCCUCACAAAGAUGCAGACUCCAAUCUCUCACCAACCUUGACUUCAACUUCCUUGAAUCUAACCUCAAACAAUCCUUUAACCCAACUUCUCAAGAUGACAACUUCCAUCGAAGCUUCUCCUCUCCUUGCUUCUCCAUAGCUUCCUCUGCUAACAUGGACGAAGACUCGAAAGCAACCGCUGCUCCACGGAUUGAGAUUCUUGGUGGACAGAGAGUCCCCACCGUUCGUGCCCUUGUGGCUGAGGUGACCAUGGCUAUGGUCUCUGGAGCUCAGCCUCUGCUUUUACCUAGUGGCUUAGGAGGUGCUUAUCUCUUGCAAACCGGAAAUGGACAUAACAUUGCUGUGGCUAAACCGGUUGAUGAAGAGCCUUUAGCCUUAAACAAUCCUAAAAAAUCUGGAAGUCUGAUGCUUGGGCAACCGGGAAUGAAACAUUCUAUACCUGUUGGUGAAACCGGUAUACGAGAGUUAGCUGCUUACCUUCUUGAUUACAAUGGCUUCUCUGGUGUUCCACCAACAGCUUUGGUUAGUAUCUCGCAUGUCCAGUUUCAUGUCAGUGAUGCCUUCUCCUUCUCCUCUGUGCCCUAUAAGGUUGCUUCCUUGCAACGUUUUGUGGGUCAUGAUUUUGAUGCGGGAGAGCUAGGUCCAGGGAGCUUCACAGUUACCUCUGUUCAUAGGAUUGGGAUACUCGAUGUGAGAGUCAUGAACCUUGACAGACACGCCGGGAAUAUGCUAGUGAAGAAGAGAUGUGACCAAGACAAGAAGGGUUAUAAUCGACUUGGGACAGCUGAGCUUGUGCCUAUAGAUCAUGGUCUCUGCCUCCCUGAGUGCCUAGACGAUCCUUACUUUGAAUGGCUAAACUGGCCUCAAGCUUUGGUUCCAUUCUCAGACACUGAGCUGCAGUAUAUUUCCAAUCUGGACCCUUUCAAAGACGCAGAGCUUCUGAGGAAUGAGCUACACUCUUUGCCGGAAUCUGCCAUACGAGUCCUCAUCGUAUGUACGGUUUUCUUGAAACAAGCAGCAGCUGCACGGCUCUGUCUCGCAGAGAUUGGCGAGAAGAUGACUCGGGAUUUCUCUAGAGGUGAAGAUAGUUUCAGUAUGUUGGAGACCCUCUGCACCAAAGCCAAGCUAAGUGUAGUUGGCAAAACUGGAGAAGGCGGUGACUAUAGCUACGAAGGAAAUGAAGUGAACGCGGAGCCAGUGUAUGGAAUGUUGAAGUUUGAUGGUGGAGAUACCCCAUCUGAAGUGGAGAUUUCCGAGGUCUUUCAUGUAUCUAAACCACCUUUGGCUCCAAAAGGGCCACGUGCAAACUCCAUUCCUGCCAAUGUAUCUGCUUCGAUGUUGUCCUCUGUGAAUGCAAAAGAAAAGAAGAGAGGAAGCACCAUGAGGAGCAGGAGCCCGCCGAUGUGUGUGAACCAUGCUGAAUCAGAAGGUGUUUCUUUCGGGGACAUGACAACAGUUGAAUGGGAUAUGUUCCUGCAGAGCUUCCAGACACUUUUGCAAGAUGCACUGAGCAAAGGUUCAACGCUAAGAUCAGGAAAACAGUAA
Molecule: messenger RNA, 1782 nt
Organism: Microthlaspi erraticum
Lineage: Eukaryota; Viridiplantae; Streptophyta; Magnoliopsida; Brassicales; Brassicaceae
Source: the annotation of a GenBank genome assembly